UUAGGUGGACGGGACGAAGGCUGAUGACGGGGGGUCCGGGCAGGUCUGGGUGGUGUAGGGUGGGGAGUGGUCUCUAGACACACAACAACAUCAUCUGGACACACAACAACAUCUUCUGGACACAUGACAACAUCUUCGGGACACAUGACAGGAGUGACCUCAGGACACUCAGCAACAUCUCUGGACCCUGCAUCGGCGUGGACAGAAACUGGCUCUGGAACCGCGCUCAUUGCUGCUGGCUCGGAAUCAGCGCUCACUGCUGCAGGCUCGGAAUCAGCGCUCUCUGCUACAGGCUCAGGGUCUGCGCUCACUGCUGCUAGCUCAGAAUCAGCGCUCACUCCUACAGGCUCGGGGUCUGCGCUCACUGCUGCAGGCUCGGAUUCAGCGCUCACUGCUGCAGGCUCGGAAUCAGCGCUCACUGCUGCAGGCUCGGGGUCUGCGCUCACUGCUGCUGGCUCGGAAUCAGCGCUCACUGCUGCAGGCUCGGGGUCUGCGCUCACUGCUGCAGGCUCGGAAUCAGCGCUCACUGCUGCAGGCUCGGGGUCUGCGCUCACUGCUGCAGGCUCGGAUUCAGCGCUCACUGCUGCAGGCUCGGAAUCAGCGCUCACUGCUGCUGGCUCGGAAUCAGCGCUCUCUGCUGCAGGCUCGGGGUCUGCCCUCACUGCUGCAGGCUCGGAAUCAGCGCUCACUGCUGCAGGCUCGGGGUCUGCGCUCACUGCUGCAGGCUCGGGGUCUGCGCUCACUGCUGCAGGCUCGGAAUCAGCGCUCACUGCUGCUGGCUCGGAAUCAGCGCUCUCUGCUACAGGCUCGGGGUCUGCGCUCACUGCUGCAGGCUCGGAAUCAGCGCUCACUGCUGCUGGCUCGGAAUCAGCGCUCACUGCUGCUGGCUCGGGGUCUGCGCUCACUGCUGCUGGCUCAGAAUCAGCGCUCACUGCAGCAGGCUCGGAACCAGCGCUCUCUGCUGCAGGCUCGGAAUCAGCGCUCUCUGCUGCAGGCUCGGGGUCUGCGCUGACUGCUGCAGGCUCGGAAUCAGUGCUCACUGCUGCAUGCUCGGAAUCAGUGCUCUCUGCUGCAGGCUCGGAAUCAGUGCUCACUGCUGCAUGCUCGGAAUCAGUGCUCUCUGCUGCAGGCUCGGAAUCAGCGCUCUCUGCUGCAGGCUCGGAAUCAGCGCUCUCUGCUGCAGGCUCGGAAUCAGCGCUCUCUGCUGCAGGCUCGGGGUUUGCGCUCACUGCUGCAGGCUCGGAAUCAGCGCUCACUGCUGCAGGCUCGGAAUCAGCGCUCUCUGCUGCAGGCUCGGAAUCAGCGAUUACUGCUGCAGGCUCGGAAUCAGUGCUCACUGCUACAGGCUCGGAAUCAGCGCUCACUGCUGCUGGCUCGGAAUCAGCGAUUACUGCUGCAGGCUCGGAAUCAGUGCUCCCUGCGGCUGACUUGGGAUCAGACAGAGACGGAGGACCGGAAGAACCCCUUUUCCUCCUCUUUCUCCUUGGUCGCGGUGCAGAGGCUGCAGCUGGGUCGGUGACUGGUUGGGGAAGUUCAGUCUCCGGCAGGGCUGAUUCAGAUGCCGAGGAUUCCGAGGCAGAUUCCCAUGAAAACCGUCUCCCUCGCUUCAUGUGGAGACUGAUGGGUGUGGGAGGUGCCUCAGGAUUCGGGGAGGGAUGUGCCUGAUCCCCCUGUGUAGCAACGGCCAGCAGACGACCCUCAGGGAUCACAGGCAGUUUGGUAGAAGGUGGGGAUCUCGAGGGGGAAACCCGCGGCUCUUCCCGGGAGAAACUCUCCCAUAGCCGGGCAUAAUU
Carassius auratus (goldfish) is the source of this 1793-nucleotide messenger RNA. Its product is annotated as mucin-22-like. The record is from RefSeq and is a predicted model, not a curated record. Lineage: Eukaryota; Metazoa; Chordata; Actinopteri; Cypriniformes; Cyprinidae. The coding region runs from base 124 to 1665 and encodes 513 amino acids. The transcript has a single exon.